GAAAAGCCUAAAAUGAUGGAUUUUAAAUUUGGGCACAAUACUUGGUAUUUGCCAAAUCCUCACCCACGAAAUCCAACCCCUCAAAACCCCGACUCCUCUUUUUCUCCUCUCUCACGCCGCUCGUGUCAAAGUCCCGACUGGAACUCGAUCUCCAUCUCCAUCUCAAAGCUCGAUCUCGAUCUCGAUCCAUCACAGCUUGUUUUCUCCUCUCUUUCGGUUUCUCUCCUCAAACUUCUGCAGUUUCUGAUUGGGAUUCAAGUAAGAACUCCAAGCCGCAAAUUGAGCACUUCUUCAAGCUCUUCUGAUUGCCUUCUCAUCCGUCAACAAUUGCAGGUCAAGCGUGAUAUUGUGCUGAGAGUGCUUGUGCUUUGGUCUCACCUUUUUCGGUUCUCAUUGUCAUUUGAUAUAGCUUGCUGCUUUGUCGAAUGAUUGUAGCUAAUAUGUAAGGGUUAAUUGCAUAUACUCUCUGUGGUAUCGUUUUUAAAUUGCAACCCCUGUAGUGUACACUGUUGCAGAUGUGCCCUUGGGUUAAAAUUGUGACUGUUUUUCCCUUGGACUUACUAAUUUCUAGCUGAAGUCAAACAAAAGGAUAUUGGAUUCGGUUUGAUGUUAUUUGGGCCUUCUCUGUUCUCUGAGCUUAUUGCCAGAAGUAGAAGGAAUUGUUUUUGUAUGUUGACAAAUGAUUCCUGUGAAGUUUCAUGAGGACAAAUGAUUCCUGUGAAGUUUCUUACUUUUGGUGUU
Molecule: messenger RNA, 741 nt
Organism: Asparagus officinalis (garden asparagus)
Lineage: Eukaryota; Viridiplantae; Streptophyta; Magnoliopsida; Asparagales; Asparagaceae
Exons: 4
Coding region: 13-429 (138 amino acids)
Source: RefSeq, a predicted model, not a curated record